This is a messenger RNA of Linum trigynum, 615 nucleotides long. The record is from the annotation of a GenBank genome assembly. Lineage: Eukaryota; Viridiplantae; Streptophyta; Magnoliopsida; Malpighiales; Linaceae.
AUGAGAGAAGAUGACCUAGACGACGAGGUUCCCGAAGAUGAUGAUGACCCACUGUGUCCCACCAUCGCCUACACGGCGUUAGAAAAACAACGUUGGAGAAGAGAGUGGAGGUCUGCCCUAAUUGUCAAGGUCCUUGGCCGUACCUUCCCUUUCCCUGUUAUCGCGCGAAGAUUGGAAACACUCUGGGCAAAGUGCGGCACUAUUCAGGUUUCGAGCCUGUCCUUCAGUUUCUACGUGGUACGGUUUACGAGCCAGAUCGACUAUGAGCAAGCUGCUGCGGGCGGUCCGUGGAUGAUCAAUGACUUCUACAUCACGGUUCGUCCUUGGCGACGUAAUUUUAACACAAAACAUGCGGAGGUGGCGUCGAUUAUGGUUUGGGCUCGGUUUCCGGGUCUUCCCAGGGAGUUUAUUAACAAAGAAGCAGUAGAACGCAUCGCGGAGAAGAUUGGGAAGCCUAUCCGUGUUGACCGCGCGACUCAGUCAGGGGAUCGAGGAAGAUAUGCUCGAGUUAGCAUCAAAAUAGACUUGACAAAGCCGCUCCUGUCCAAGUUCAAGAUUGAAGGGAUAACAUAUUAUGUGGAAUAUGAAGGUUUGCAUCGCAUUUGUACAGAGUGA